Messenger RNA from Acaulospora colombiana, 240 nucleotides. NCBI's taxonomy places the organism in Eukaryota, Fungi, Glomeromycota, Glomeromycetes, Diversisporales, Acaulosporaceae. The record is from the annotation of a GenBank genome assembly.
AUGCAGGGCCGGGCUGAUUUAUGUAAUAGGUCGGGCUGGGGGAAACACAAGGCGAACUCGAUCCUCACCUUCGCGGUCUCAUCGGUGGCGGGAUUUGAGGUACGGAGCCAAGGGCUUGCGGAGGAGAAUACAUACGGGCCUCAAGAUCUUGCACUACGAUUGCUGCGUAGCCUUUCCCCAAAUCUACUGGAAGGGGUACAGUCAGGAGAUGUCGAAGCAUCACUAGUGGAAAGGAUCUAA